AUGAUUGUAGUAAUUCUUUUAUUCAUUUGUACAUGCACAUAUCUUAGAUUAAAUAUUGGAUUUGUUAGAAGUUUUAUGGAUGGAAAAAAAGAAGGAGUACCAGGUUUAAUGUGGAAAGCAGCACGUCUAGGAGAACGGGCAUCAGCUUGGAUUUCUUUAAGUUGCAUUAUUUUAGGUAUUUCAGUAUUGAUUUGGAAGCAAUGA
Messenger RNA from Entamoeba nuttalli P19, 204 nucleotides. RefSeq lists its product as hypothetical. Gene Ontology annotation, biological process: intracellular transport; protein secretion. The record is from RefSeq and is a predicted model, not a curated record. The coding region runs from base 1 to 204 and encodes 67 amino acids. NCBI's taxonomy places the organism in Eukaryota, Evosea, Mastigamoebida, Endamoebidae. The transcript has a single exon.